AUGUCUAAGGAAUUUACUUACUCCGACGUUUCGUCGCACUCCGCGAAAAAGGACUUGUUCCUGGUUAUUCACGAUAAGGUCUACGAUAGCUCCAGCUUCGUUGAUGAGCAUCCAGGUGGAGAGGAGGUUCUGCUUGAUGUCGGUGGACAAGAUGCAACCGAGGCUUUCGAGGAUGUUGGACACAGUGAUGAGGCACGAGAGAUCCUGGAGGGCUUGCUUGUCGGAACAUUGAAGCGUCAGCACGGAGACCCAGCUCCUAAGAUUUCUACUACUACUACUACCACAUCAACAUCCAGCGGCAACACCGGUAUGGGCAUCGGACUCUACGCAAUCAUCCUUCUCGGUGGUGCCCUCGCCUUUGGUGCAUACAAGUACGUGCAAAGCCAAGAGGGCAAGGCAUAA
Molecule: messenger RNA, 402 nt
Organism: Mollisia scopiformis
Lineage: Eukaryota; Fungi; Ascomycota; Leotiomycetes; Helotiales; Mollisiaceae
Product: cytochrome b5
Exons: 3
Coding region: 1-402 (133 amino acids)
Biological process (GO): sterol biosynthetic process
Cellular component (GO): endoplasmic reticulum membrane; intracellular membrane-bounded organelle
Molecular function (GO): heme binding
Source: RefSeq, a predicted model, not a curated record